AUCAAACUGACUGGAAGACGCCGGAGUCCUCACACACCGUUCCUCACUCGGGUCCUCAACCCGACGCCAUGAGCAAAAUAAAAAAGGGUUUUAAAUGGUUCGGGAGCCUCACCAGCCUCUCCUCCCGCCGCUCCCCAGAGAAACGCAACAACAAAGCAGCCUCUCAGUCUGAUGGGAGCCUCUGCGGAGCCAGGCAGCCAGCGGCAGCAGCGGCAGUGCUGGAGGAGACGCAGUCAGUGGACGACAUGCAGUCCGGCCUCCGCAGCACCGGAUACGCCCGUUCCAGCGACAUGUACACCCAUGUGGGGACGGUUCCCCGCGGCGAGAAGCAGAAGAAGAGCCUCCGGGGCCAGAGGGCUGCGCAGAGCCCGGAGGGCGGGAGUCUGAACCCGGGGGAGCAUGUCCGAGACUCCCCGCUGCUCGGCGCUCUGUCCAGCCUCAGCCUGACUAACCCGGAGCAGCCUCUGCCGCCGCCCGCCGCGCCCUGCCGGGUUUCACCUUUGACCCCAACACCUGCCGGCUGCUCGUCAGAUGACCCCGAUACUCAGCGCGAGGCGCAGCAUUUCAACAUGGCUUCAAAGCAGGACGUUUAUGUUCCAAUGGACCCGAUUUCUGAAAGAGCGCGAAGCCACGGCGACCCACAAACCGGGAGACAGGAAACCACCGAGGCUCCGCAGGAAGUGGAGGCUGGAAGCAGGUUCAAAAAAGUGACAGAUUGCAGUGGAGAAUAUGUGAAAUUCUCCAAGGAGAAGUUCUGGUUGGAGCCGCCGUCAGAAAAACUGAAGAAGCAGCUGGAGGAGGAACUGAAGCUGAGCGGCACCAACCUGAAGAGCCACGCCUGGUACCACGGCCCGAUACCCUGGGAGGUGUCGGAGAGUUUGGUGGUGAACGAAGGUGAUUUCCUCCUCAGAGACUCCCGGUCCAGUCAGGGCGGCUUCGUCCUCACCUGCUGUUGGGAACAGGAAGCCCUUCACUUCCCUAUCAGGAAGACGGUGGUCCAGUCCGGAGAGACGUACAGCCGGGCCCAGUACAGCCUGGAAGGAGAGGCCUUUGACUCGGUCCCGGCCCUCGUUCACUUCUAUGUAGGAAGCCAGGCGGCUCUGACGCUGUGGAGCAGAGCUCAGAUUAACCGGCCGGUGAACAGGACGCUGCCGCUCAGCUUCCUGGAAACGGCCUUCAGCACAUCGUCCAGCCAGAGAGACCUGAAGGGGGAGGAGCGGGUCUGUCCGAUCAGCCCGUCCUCCGUUCAACACGGUUCUGGAUCUGACUGGAAACAUGGCAGCCGGGCGCCGAAUCCUGCUGCACAUUCUCCCCACAGUCACAACUCUCCAUCCAGGAGCCUCAGUUGCAGCCGGGCCCCCAGUGUCACAUCGUCUCCAUCCCUAUCAAAGCCGUCAGACUCCACCCUGCUCAGACAGCGGCUCCCCGUGCCCCGCUCUGACCCGCCGCAGGACUCGGCCUCCUCAGAUAGAGACGGCUACUCGGAGCUGCAGCCUCAGAGCUACGUGGAGCGGCUGCAGGCCGAGGAAGCCCCGCCCACCGCCGACUCUCUGGGUUCGGAGGAAGGGGACGUGUACUUCUCUCCGGUAGUGGAGACGGCUUCCUGUUUCAGACCUGGCAGGUACCACUCAGCGCUGAUGCCGCAGGAGAACAAGCCCCUGGAGGUGGGCAUCCUGCGCAGGGUGAAGGAGCUGCUGGCUGAGGUCGACCCCAGGACGGCGGCCAGACACAUCACCAGGACCGACUGCACGGUGGCGAGAAUUUUGGAGGUGACGCCGGAAAUGAAGAGAAAGAUGGGAGUGAGUUCAGGAGUGGAGCUGCUGACGCUGCCGCAUGGACAGCAGCUGAGACUGGACCUGCUGGAGAGGUUUCAGACCAUGUCCACCAUGUUGGCCGUCAACGUGUUGGGAUGCACGGGAACGACGGAGGAGCGGGCCGCCCUGCUGCAUAAAGUCAUCCAGAUCGCAGCCGAGCUGAAGACCACCACAGGCGACAUGUUCGGCUUCGCCGCCGUCAUGAGAGCGCUGGAGCUGCCGCAGGUGUCUCGUCUGGAGCAGACUUGGGCGGCGUUACGGCAGCGACACACAGAGGGCGCCAUUCUGUACGAGAAAACGCUGCGGCCGUUUCUGAAGAGCCUGAAUGAUGGACGAGAAAGCUGUCCGCUGUCCAGCACCACCUUCCCCCAUGUCCUGCCCCUCCUCACCCUGCUGGAGAAGAGCUCUGCGGUGGGCGAAGGGUCAGAGCCGUGGGAGACGGCAGAGGUCGGUGUGGAGGUGGUCAUGCUCCACCUGACGGCGGCCAGAACUAUCGCUCAGCUGGGCGGGAUCUAUCACUCCAACGCUAAGAGCAGAUUAAAGGGUUUCCAGGAGCAGGCUGAGGUCAGGGAGAUCUUCCUCACCGACUUUCAGAUGAGGCUGCUAUGGGGGAGCAGGGGAGCCGAGGAGAACCAGGUCCUCAGAUACUCCAAGUUCGACCAAGUGCUGACCGCCUUGUCCAACCGGCUGGAACCGCCGAUCAGACGACGCUGAUCCCAGAGACGUUUAACUGAUCAGCCGGCUUUAAAUGGUGGAUUCUCUGACAUCCGUUCAAGUCACUUUAAAGUGGAACUAACCGUCUGUAACCACGCUCCCUGACAAAUGUAGAAAAAUCCAAGAGGGUGUCGAUGUGGGCAUUUCUAAAGACCAAACACGAUUGGCUGCCUGUUCCCUUCCCUUUGUUGUUCCAGCAACAAAAACAUUUCAGAGACUUACAGAAAUCAUCUGAGAACACUGCUUUAAAAAG
Poecilia reticulata (guppy) is the source of this 2781-nucleotide messenger RNA. It is a transcript of the gene sh2d3cb, whose product is annotated as SH2 domain containing 3Cb. The record is from RefSeq and is a predicted model, not a curated record. Gene Ontology annotation, biological process: small GTPase-mediated signal transduction; positive regulation of peptidyl-serine phosphorylation. NCBI's taxonomy places the organism in Eukaryota, Metazoa, Chordata, Actinopteri, Cyprinodontiformes, Poeciliidae. Gene Ontology annotation, molecular function: phosphotyrosine residue binding; guanyl-nucleotide exchange factor activity.